AUGCACUUCCUUAAAGCAACCGCAUUCCUCCUGGCUGCUUUGAGCAUGCAAACAGCCUCCGCCAUCCCAGCCAGAAAUGGCUACUCCAGCACCCCAGAUUGCCCAGUUGGCCGAAGUUCCUGCAAACCCGGCGAGAGCGGAGUCCUACGCGUGCCUGAGAUGCGCGCCAUGGUCGACGGCAAACCCAGCGAAAAGAUCGGACAUUACAUCAAACUUAGCAAGGCGGGAGACAAGAAACACGAUCAGCAAAUGACUUUCUAUGUACCCAAGGGAGCCAAGCACUGCACCAUCAAAUGGGAUCAGGGCAAGAAGCGGAAGUUUGUCGUAAAUGAUUCUGGAUUAGUUAGGAUCUAUCCGACAGAGCCUUCCGGGGCGGAGAGUGUUGGUUCUGCGGAUUUCACCAACUGGCCACAACAGAAGGGGUACGUGUCACACCUCGUCACCUCGGUAGAGUGUCAGGAGAAGCUGAGCCUUCUUCUUUCUCUGGACUCUGAUGGGAGUGUCAAGAUGGAGCAGGAUGCUACCAAUGGUUGGUAUUAUGAAAAGAACUAG
Histoplasma mississippiense is the source of this 552-nucleotide messenger RNA. RefSeq lists its product with no specific name. The coding region runs from base 1 to 552 and encodes 183 amino acids. The record is from RefSeq and is a predicted model, not a curated record. Lineage: Eukaryota; Fungi; Ascomycota; Eurotiomycetes; Onygenales; Ajellomycetaceae. The transcript has 2 exons.